Messenger RNA from Aspergillus wentii DTO 134E9, 623 nucleotides. RefSeq lists its product as uncharacterized. The coding region runs from base 78 to 260 and encodes 60 amino acids. Lineage: Eukaryota; Fungi; Ascomycota; Eurotiomycetes; Eurotiales; Aspergillaceae. The record is from RefSeq and is a predicted model, not a curated record. The transcript has 2 exons.
AUCCAGUUAUAAUCAAUCAAUAAGUCUACAAUCAGAUCAAUCAGACCAAUCACAUCUUCAACUUCAGAUCAAACAAGAUGGACAAAAACCCCACCUCCAACAACCCUCAGAACAAAGAUACCAAUACCAAACCCCUGCAAAACGACAACAACCCCGAUCUAGUAUCCCACUACCAAGCGCGCUGGGCCAAAAUCCACGACGACACGAUCAGGCAGAUUGAGCGGGUGAAACGUAUGGGAGGAAAAUGGCGAUAUGAAUGAUGGGAGGGAGAGGUGGUGGGAUACGGAGAGAAAGUGAGAUGAUGAUUUUGCUAUGGAUUGAGAGGGACAUUGCAUGGUAUUUGGUGUUUUGGAUUUACUAUAGAGACGACAUUCGCUUCAUUGCAUUUUUAUUUCGCAUUUAUGCUUGUAUUGUUAGCUGUGUCUGCUUUGAAAGUAGCGUUGAUAGAGUAUCAGCAUGAGCAGGGAUAUUCCAGGAUAUUCCAGGACAGCCAGAAUGGCUGUAUGCUUGAUUAGAAUAUACUCACCUUUAAAUAAUCCUUGUAUAGGUGAAACAAGGCUGAAUAGCUCUAAUUCUUAUGGGUUGAAUGUAUCUCCCGUGUAGGGCUACUACAUGAGUAAGCU